Messenger RNA from Enterobius vermicularis (human pinworm), 1503 nucleotides. Lineage: Eukaryota; Metazoa; Nematoda; Chromadorea; Rhabditida; Oxyuridae. The record is from the annotation of a GenBank genome assembly.
AUGUCACUGGCAGAUGAGCUGUUAGCCGAUCUUGAAGAAGAUGGAGAUGAUCUGGAUGGGAUUGGCGAUGAAGAAAUGAAGGAGGCUGUGUUAGAAGAAGUUGAUGAAGCUCUUUCUAGUGUUAAUUCGUAUGACCGGAUUGAUGCUGUAGCGAAGUUGUCUUCAACUCAAAAGUAUUUAAUGCAUUACAAGGAUUUGGUAGACACAAUGGAGAAACACUUGAAGUUGGAGGAGAUACCACCAGUUAGUUCACUGCUGGAGGCGGACCCUCAGUACAAAUUGAUUGUGCAACUUUCUCAGCUGGCGGCAGACAUUGACCAGGAAAUCAAUGUUAUACAUAAAUUUGUUCGUGAUAAGUACGAAAAAAGGUUUCCAGAGCUAGAAUCGUUGGUACCUAAUCCAUUGGAAUAUCUGGCAACUGUUAAGCAUCUCGGGAACGAUAUUUCAACCAAAGGUCAAAAUAAGCAAAUCCUAAGUGACAUUCUUGCUCCAGCAACUUGCAUUGUGGUUAGUGUAACAGCUUCCACUACUCAGGGGAAACCUUUGGAAGUUGAUGAAUUGGAAUCUGUCAUUGAAGCAUGUGAAAUGGCUGAAAAACUGCACCUGGAUAGGCUUAAUAUGUAUCGUUUGAUUGAGUCACGAAUGUCACUGAUUGCUCCCAACCUAUGUGAAAUCUUGGGAGCUGGCACUACUGCUAUGGUUGUUUCGAAAGCCGGAGGUCUCGCACCGUUGGCGAGAUUGCCUGCAUGCAACGUUCUUGUACUGGGUGCGCAGAAAAAAACAUUGACAGGUUUUAGUUCUAGUGCUGUUCUUCCGCAUGCUGGUUUUCUCUAUUAUCAUCCGAUUGUUCAGGGUGUCCCUCCAGACUUAAGAGAAAAGGUCGCACGGCUAUUGUCGGCAAAAACUACUUUGGCUGCUCGAGUGGACUCUUUACAUGAAUCAUCAGAUGGAGCUAUAGGUAGAGGAUUUUUUGAUCAAAUAAAACAGAAAAUUGAGAAGAUGUUGGAACCUCCUCCAAUAAAAGCUGCGAAACCUCUUCCAAAACCUCUUGACAAGGCUAGCAAAAAACGUGGAGGACGCCGUGUUAGAAAAAUGAAAGAGAGAUUAGGACUGACGGAACUGAGGCGAAAGGCAAAUAGAAUGAAUUUUGGCGAACUUCAGGAAGAUGUUAUCCAGGAUAACGUGGGAUUUUCGUUAGGGCAGGCUAUCAGUGGCCCAUCGUCUGGGGGAAGAAUUCGAACGGCUGUAGUUGACCCAAAGACUCGUGCAAGGAUGUCACAGAAACUACAGAAAUCUUUGGAAAGACAGAGACUCCUGGGAGGUGGAGCAACUUCUGUCCGUGGUUCGAAAACGGCCGGUACAGCGUCGAGUGUCACUUUUACUCCUGUUCAGGGUAUCGAAAUAGUAAAUCCAACAGCGAAACAGAAUGUCAGUUCUUCAUGUUCCACAUAUUUUUCUCCCUCCGCAACUUUUAUAAAGGUACAAACUCCUUUACCUCGGUGA